AUGUCGAACCCAGAAAUGUCGGAAUUCUCUGGAGUGCAAGCUACAUCGAGCCCAAACGACUCGGUAUCGAAUGUGAUCCAACGGGGUCAAGCACAUUUAAUGCGUAGAUUAGAUUCUCUAAAGAACGCUAUCCAAGCCGCUAGAGAUACGGAUUCUUCAUAUGUAGAGGAAUGGACGGAACGAUUAAGUGUGAUAGUGUCCGCGUUCGAUACAAAGCACGCGUCGUUGCUCGAGACUGUGGAUGCUGCGCAGUGGGAAGCAGAAGAGAAGCGGUAUGAGGAGUUUGACCGGCGUCGCUGCGAAGUAUCGAUACUUAUAAAGAGAAGUGGAGCAGAUUUGUGUGCGUCCAACACAGAAACGCAGCAGCCAGGAGUGUCAAACUCCCGAUCCAAGGUGCGUUUACCUGAGAUUCCGAUGCCCAGUUUCAAUGGUGCCUGGGAAACGUGGCCAACGUUUCGGGAUUCGUUCGUUAGUAUGAUCGACGGGCAUCCGAAAUUGUCUGAUGUAGACAAGUUAAUGUAUCUAAAGCGCGUGGUGACUAAGGAAGCAGCGCAGCUGAUCGACGCAGUAGAAACUACCGCGGCGAAUUAUAGUGUGGCUUGGGAGCUGUUAAAAGAUCGUUACGAAAACAAAAAGGUGUUAGUGCGUCGCUAUCUGAACGAACUGUUCGCCAUUGCACCGUCAAAAAGCGAAAGCUUCGAGGCACUCACCAUUUUGAUAGACAGUUUCGAACGGACCAUCAAAAUG
Anopheles marshallii is the source of this 747-nucleotide messenger RNA. RefSeq lists its product as uncharacterized. The transcript has a single exon. Lineage: Eukaryota; Metazoa; Arthropoda; Insecta; Diptera; Culicidae. The annotation marks the transcript as partial. The record is from RefSeq and is a predicted model, not a curated record.